AAAACAGCAGCCUUUUCAGCGCUGGAUCUGGUGCAAAAACAAGGUCGUUGUUAUUAUCAUCGCUGUUGUCCACUUUAGAAAAGAAGUCAUCGCUAGAGUUGUUAAAAUCCACGAUUAAUCGCAAUAACAGCAAAUAACAUACAUACAUCAAGGUGCAUAAAUUCAGUAUGGACGUUAUUGAAACCAUUGUCACAGAAAGCAUUGAUGUGGAGGAAUCAACAACUACAAUUUCGACUUUGGAGACUGAAAAGUCAAAAACAGAGUUUGUGUGGACACUACAAGCAACAUGGCAUCUAGUCCAUGUUCGCCUGGACAUGGACCAAGAGUUUGACCAGCCUGUGUGCAAAAAGAAGAAGCUGUGGGAGACUGUGGCUGACAGAGUUACUGCAAAGUUAAGAGCUGAUGGCUGCACAGAUGUUCCAGUCAAAGCCUUCGAAUGCGAUCUGAAAUGGAGGAACAUGCUAGCAACAUACCGCAAAAAUGCUGAACGAGCCAAAAGACUGGGUACCAAUAGCGUACACUGGGAAUUCUUCAAGGAGAUGCACGAAGUGCUGGGCAGAAGCUAUGAAGAAAUGGAGGCGCAACGGAAAGCAAAGCUUAACGGCACUAAGCUUGGCAGGGCAAUAGCCAGUAAACGAUUCACCCCAAUCCUACCCACACCCACUGCAGCCACAGCUACACAAGUAACCAACACCAAGCCCCCUAAUGAUCUACUGCAGUUGUACCUGGAGCUGCAGGAGAGGAAACUGAACAUGUGGGCUCAGCAAAAAGCUCUAGAAGAGAGGAAGAUUGAGGCCAUCAAUAAUUUGGCACGUGCAAUUACUUGUCUGUGCCAGGACAAUACCUUGAAAAUGGCCAAAGAAUAUGUCGAGUCAGAAAUCACUGUUCCUGAGAAUAAGAAUUAGAUUGAGUGUAUUUAGAGAGAAGACAUAUCAUGUUAAAUCCCCCUAUGAGUCAAAUAUUAUAACUUAAUAAUGCUUCAUUGAUACUGCUGUUUUUCUUUCUUCCAUUAAUCACAAAAUAUUGGUUAACAUUGCUGUGCAGUUUAACUUGUCUCAUUCAUGUACCGAAUAAAAACCAAGCUGUA
Paramisgurnus dabryanus is the source of this 1087-nucleotide messenger RNA. RefSeq lists its product as uncharacterized. The record is from RefSeq and is a predicted model, not a curated record. Lineage: Eukaryota; Metazoa; Chordata; Actinopteri; Cypriniformes; Cobitidae.